Molecule: messenger RNA, 3360 nt
Organism: Paralichthys olivaceus (Japanese flounder)
Lineage: Eukaryota; Metazoa; Chordata; Actinopteri; Pleuronectiformes; Paralichthyidae
Gene: inka2
Product: inka box actin regulator 2
Cellular component (GO): nucleus
Molecular function (GO): protein kinase binding; protein serine/threonine kinase inhibitor activity
Source: RefSeq, a predicted model, not a curated record
CGCAACACUUCCUUCCCUUGCUAAUAAAGUUUUAUAUCCGGGUCACACAACAAAAGCCUGUGGCUCAGGUGUUUCCUCUGAGGCCUCGUCAGUGAAGGUGGCUCAGGAAACUGUCCCAGUGGCUCAGCUGGGGACACACAUGUCUUCAUUUAGAAACAUCCUCCAUGAACUUCCUCCCUCGUGUUGAAUCCAUUCUUCUGGUGUGUGACCGAAGGCACAGAGCAUUUGCUUUUUCAAACUGUGAGAUGCUUCAGCUUUGAAUUCCAGCAGAGUCAGACUUUCUCUGUGUAAAUCCUUAGAAGCUGCGUGUGCACAAGAAAUGAAGCGUCCAGGUUUUCCUCCUGGUUUGAAUGGGACGUGGUGUGGUCUGUCCCGGGAGGCUCCUCUCAUUGGAGGAAAUCGGAUAUGGGCAACGUAAGCGCUCGUCUUGAAUGAGAAACUAGCAGAGGAACCCACACACACUGAGGCAGACUGACACAAGCCACUGACACACACACACACACACACACACACUGAGUCUGUGGAUGCAGACGAGCGCAUUCUUUUUUGGAGUCAACACAUUUUCGUCAUCAGGAGCUGUUUUUAUUUAUUCCAGUGUUUUGCGUCAUUACGAGCCGGGCGCGCAUUCCUCAGCAGGAUUUGCGCAUCUCCAAUCUCCAACUGCGGCUCGUGGUUGUUUUUUUGUUUUUUUCCUCCAUGAGAGCGCUGUUUUAGAUUUUCUACCCGGGAGGAAGCUUCCACACACCGGCCAUGCUCGAGCUGCGACUGGCAGCGACGCGUUCCGUGUGAAAUCCUCGUGUUUUCAACCAAGAGAGAAAUAAAACAUAAUCCAAUGGAGCAGCAGCAGCAGCUCUCCAAACCAGAGAGCAGAAACAUGGACGCGUGUCUGAGGCGACUGAAGCAAGAAGUGCUGUCCAUGAAAGAAGCCGGAGAUGGCCUCCACGCUCAGAUGAAUUCCAUGAUGGGAGCCCUCCAGGAACUCAAGCUCCUCCAAGUUCAGACAGCUCUCGACAACCUCGACAUCUCAGGUCGGCCCAUUAACCGAGGGUUGCCACAUCCUGCUCCAUCAGCUGCUCCUUACCCAUCGGCUGCAGAAACUCCAGCUUCAGAAAAGGAUAACCGGUCCUGCUUCAGCCAGAGACUGCCAGAGGAGCCCAGCCCAAGUCCUAUGUCAAGUCCAAGGAUGUCUUUGGAGAGCAGAAACACCUUCAUCAGGGAGGGCCCAAGCAGAAGCAGCAUGGGAACCUCGUCUUCCUCAGCGUCCAGUCUGCAGAGUGAGGGUGAGAGAAACUCAAUAACAGCAAGAAAUGAGAAUGACCUUGAGUCAAUACCCAAACGUUGGUCAGGAUACAUGGCCCCCCAAGUGGACUUCUAUGGACCAAUGGUGGGAAACCCCCCACCAGAGCCCUGCCCUCACCCACAGGCUCAGGUUCAGGCUCAGGUUCAGGCUCAUGCUCAGGCAGUGGAUCUGCCUGGCAUCCUGUACAGCCUCUCCAGGGAGGGCCCUUCGCUAGACAGCGACUACUCCCAGGACAGUACAGAUGACCCCAGCGACUGGACCUCCUCUCUCAUGAGCCGUAGCCGCAACCGUCAACCCUUAGUGCUGGGCGACAACGUCUUCGCCGACCUGGUGGGUAACUGGCUGGACCUGCCCGAGGUGGAGAGGGAGGAGGUGGAAGAAGAGGAGAGGAGGAGAGAGGAGAGGACAGCAGAUGGUGGAGCAGACAGACCGGACACCCCAGCUCACCCUCUCCGCCUCAGCCGGUCACAGGAGAUCUGCAGGAAGUUCUCGCUCACCACGAACAUCUUCAAGAAGUUCCUGCGCAGCGUUCGGCCAGACAGGGACAAGCUGCUCAAGGAGAGGCCUGGCUGGAUGGCCCCCGAGCUGCCAGAGGGCGACCUCUUCAAAAGACCCAAAAAAGUGGUUCCUAAGAAUUCAAAAGGCAGCUUCUACCUGCCGUUCUGGGCAAACGGACAGCAGAGCAAAGGCAGGCCGUGUCCACAUUCAGCAGAAGCAGAGAGGAACCACCAACAUCACUUCCCCCACUUUUGCCAGCAGCCAUUUGCAGGGAUUUAUUUAGACAGGAGACAGCCAGAGACUGGUCUGGACAAAAUGCAGCCCUUGUUUGACUACAACACAGCUGUGUGGGUCUGAGAGUCUCAGGCCAACGCAGCGCCAAUAAGGCCAGACUGAGUGAGUGACAGGUGCUGCGGAAAUUUGGCUGAGCUGGAGCGGAAUGAAUGAAUGACUGAAUGGACAACUGUGAAUCUUGGAUACAGUUAUCUUCCAAAAUUGAACCGAUGGACUUCACACCCGCAACAUGACUGUGCUGCGACUGAGAGAUUAUCAGGGCAACACUUUGUCUGACAAUCCUUAAAACCUCAACCUCGUAUGCUGUGUAUGUCUGAGCGAGUGAGUGUGAGCUGGAGAGCGACUGAAACAGAGAGAAAGUCUUUGAUGCAAGUUUUGUAUUAUUCAAUGUUUUUCAUUUUGUGUGUAUGCAUGUCUGACUGGUUCUCUGUCUUAAAAAAACGGUACGUAGAGGAGGACGUGUUUCUCAGAAUGUCGCCCUCAUUAUGGUUCUUUAUAAAAGACGUCCACAGACUUUCACUUCUAUGCGACAGGACACACGCCCAUAUCUCACUUCUUUGCAUCUAUGAAUAGAAACACCAACUGUUGGAUUGCAUGGUUACUGUUUUUAUAGUUGAUGCUACAAACAGCUGUUACCGAACGCACUGCCACAAAACACCCCCCCUUUUGUUUCCAGGCUACGAUGCUCUGGAAACUCAGGUUAAACUCAGCCCCUCGGUCUCGUUCACUUUGCUCAGGGAUUAAAUGCAACGCAGGAGGAAGCUCUGGGACGCCGCCACAUUUAAAUGGGGUUUAUCUAAUUUUACACAGUAAGACAAAACAGCAACACAGUGCAUGCCUCGUCCAGAGAUUGCACAUUCAACUCUGAGAGUUGUCCCUAGUGAUCAGCAGAGUUUUUAGAAACACUUUCUUUAUUCUCGCCGCCGUGUAGACGCAGCACAUUUUGAGCAAACUGUCAGACCGCUUGGUUUGUUAUGCAGAGAGAGGAGGGGUGAAGAUGGCACAGCCAACCACGAGAACCGACUGACCGCCAUCUGGUACCAGGACGUUAUGUAAAGCUUGUUCCACCAAACGCAGGAAGAAGAUGCUAAACAGCUACAGUUAAUCCCGAAGCUCUGCAGAUGAACCGAACUACAGUGAUUGUGUUACAUACUGUAUAAACUAAGGUGAUGAGACGGUUGAGAGUGGAGGUUAAGAUCCACUGUCUCUUCAUGAGUAAAUGUACAGAACAUUGUACAUACUUGCCAUCAAGCAACCGGCAGCAAUAA